CGCGGCUCAGCGUCGCCCGCCGGCCCUCCUGGGGCCAUGGGGGCGCCCCCGGGCUACCGGCCCUCGGCCUGGGUGCACCUCCUGCACCAGCUGCCCCGCGCCGACUUCCAGCUGCGUCCGGUGCCCAGCGGCUUCGCGCCCCAGGAGCAGGAAUACCAGCAGGCCCUGAUGCUGGUGGCGGCCUUGGCUGGCCUGGGCCUGGGCCUCAGCCUCAUCUUUAUCGCUGUCUACCUCAUCCGCUUCUGCUGCUGCCGGCCCCCCGAGCCCCCUGGGGCCAAGAGCCCCCCACCCGGGGGAGGCUGCGUCACCUGGAGCUGCAUUGCUGCCCUCCUCGUCGGCUGCGCUGGCAUUGGCAUUGGUUUCUAUGGCAACAGCGAGACCAGUGAUGGGGUGUCGCAGCUCAGCUUGGCAUUGCUACACGCCAACCACACGCUCAGCACCAUUGACCACCUGGUGCUGGAGACGGUGGAAGGGCUGGGCGAGGCGGUGCGCGUGGAGCUGACCACCCUGGAGGAGGUGCUGGCAGCACGCACAGAGCUGGUGGCUGCUGCCCGGGGAGCUCGGCGUCAGGCAGAGGCAGUGGCCCAGCAUCUGCAGGGGCUUGCCUUCUGGCAGGGGGUGCCCCUGAGCCCCCUGCGGGUGGCCGAAGAGGUAUCCUCUGUGGAGGAGUACAGGUGGCUGGCGUACGUCCUCCUGCUACUCCUAGAGCUCCUUGUCUGCCUCUUCACCCUCCUGGGCCUGGCGAAGCAGAGCAAGUGGCUGGUGGUCGUGAUGACAGCGAUGAGUCUUCUGGUGCUUGUCCUCAGCUGGGGAUCCAUGGGCCUAGAGGCAGCCACAGCCGUGGGUCUCAGCGACUUCUGCUCCAACCCAGACACUUACAUCUUGAACCUGACCCAAGAGGAGACAGGGCUCAGCUCAGACAUCCUGAACUAUUAUUUCCUGUGCAGCCAGGCCAUCUCCAACCCCUUCCAGCAGAGGCUGACGCUGUCCCAGCGAGCUCUGGCCAACAUCCACUCCCAGCUGCAGGGCCUGGAGCGAGAAGCUGUCCCCCAGUUCCCAUCUGCGCAGAAGCCUCUGCUGUCCCUGGAGGAGACACUGAAUGUGACAGAGGGAAACUUCCACCAGCUGGUGGCACUGCUGCACUGCCGUGGCCUGCACAAGGACUACAGUGCAGCGCUGCGCGGCCUGUGUGAGGACGCUCUGGAGGGCCUGCUCUUCCUGCUGCUCUUCUCCCUCCUGUCUGCCGGGGCCCUGGCCACCGCCCUCUGCAGCCUGCCCCGCGCCUGGGCCCUCUUCGCGCCCAGUGACGACUACGAUGACACGGAGGACGAUGACCCUUUCAACCCUCAGGAAUCGAAGCGCUUUGUGCAGUGGCAGUCGUCUAUCUGAGCCCCUCCUCCUUGCCAGCCUGGAGCCUGCCUCCCCUCCUCAUUCCUUUCCUGGCUGCCAGAGGAGACCCCACUAACCCGGCCUGCCUGGGCUCUGACCACUAACACUCCUGGCCAUGGACACCCCGCACAGGACUGCCUCGUGCCCUGGCCCCCGUGCCCUCCAUCUCUCCUUAGCCCUGGAGGUUGCUGCAGGGGCUGAACAGGGACCAAGGCUGGCAGGGGAGGGGCACAGAGCCAGCCCCAAGCCCCUCACUGUCGGUCUCAUCCUUGGCGGAACUGAGCUGGGGCAGGGGCGUGUCUCUCUCUGCCCCUGCCACAUUCCAGUGGGUUCCGGCCCCAGAUCUGAACUUGUGGCACUAACUUGCAAAAGGGUUGAUACGAAAUAAAAGGGAAGUCUUUAUUUUAUGA
This is a messenger RNA of Chinchilla lanigera (long-tailed chinchilla), 1799 nucleotides long. It is a transcript of the gene Ttyh1, whose product is annotated as tweety family member 1. Lineage: Eukaryota; Metazoa; Chordata; Mammalia; Rodentia; Chinchillidae. The record is from RefSeq and is a predicted model, not a curated record. Gene Ontology annotation, cellular component: smooth endoplasmic reticulum membrane; plasma membrane. Gene Ontology annotation, molecular function: intracellularly calcium-gated chloride channel activity; volume-sensitive chloride channel activity. The transcript is spliced from 14 exons. Bases 37 to 1389 code for a protein of 450 amino acids.